Suillus subalutaceus is the source of this 1440-nucleotide messenger RNA. RefSeq lists its product as uncharacterized. Gene Ontology annotation, molecular function: DNA-binding transcription factor activity, RNA polymerase II-specific. The transcript has 8 exons. The coding region runs from base 226 to 1215 and encodes 329 amino acids. The record is from RefSeq and is a predicted model, not a curated record. Gene Ontology annotation, cellular component: nucleus. Gene Ontology annotation, biological process: regulation of transcription by RNA polymerase II. NCBI's taxonomy places the organism in Eukaryota, Fungi, Basidiomycota, Agaricomycetes, Boletales, Suillaceae.
GCAGAGUCACUUGUCAGACGAUUCGCAGGAAGCUUCAAGUUUGCUUGGUGAUCAAUACGAGCAAGACGGGAAGGGAAAGACGCCUAGAACCGGAAUAAGUAUGGGCCAUCAAUGAAAUGUAAACCUGAAACACGCGUCUGCAAUGAGGGAGUAUGUCGUGCACCGUGAACAUGAGUCAAUGCUUAACUCAUCGCCAAAUUCAUCUCUCAUCGCCUUUGCAAGAACAUGAGUACUGACUCGGGCGACUCCUCUGCAGCUCCAAGGGUUGUCCAUGUAGUACAUGUGACAAAUCCAGAACGCGACAAUCUUUUCCGUGCUACAGCAGUUUCAAGCGAAUUCCUCAAAGCGAACCAGAAGUAUUUUGGCGUACAAUGUACGCAGUGUCAAACGAGAUUGGAGAAACUUUUGAAAUGCGCAAAGUGUAAGAGUGUCUGGUAUUGCUCGAAAGAGUGCCAAAAGAAAAAUUGGCCAAAGCACAAACCAACAUGCCAUGAAGAUGAACGCUCCUCCGGGCUAAUAAAACUCGUACAAAUGAUCACAAUAAAUCCAGUGAUCAUUGGGUACCUCAAAAUUGGUAUCAUCUUCGUCUGCGGCCUGCUCGAUAAUCCCCGAAUCGGAUUCGACACGCCGUUCUUGGCGCGUGUUGAAAUCGCUAUUGAGCCAAGUGACGUUCUUGACUUUGUUGGAUUGUAUCUCAACGACAAAGCUGUCGGGGAGAAGCUUCAAGGAAUGGUGCAAUUCAAUGCAAUCACUCCAUGGAAGAGCCCAAGCAUGCAAGCUCCCCUUACACCGAAGCGACUAAACUUAUGGCGUGAGGCUCGAGCAAGGUGUAACGCAGAGGGUUUCACCAAGGAUUCUGUUGGACUCAUAGAGUUUGUUGGAUGUAGGUCUGCAUGCGACACAGGGAACUCAAUGACCACUGAGUUGCACAUCCCUGCUAUUGCCCUUGCCAUGGCGAGGAGACGCGAGCCUUUCGUAGGCAUUUCUGCUGUUACGGGCAAUCAAAUCAAGAAACCCAUGGGCGCUGCGGCAUGUUUAGAGUUUGUCAACUUGCAUAUUCGUGCGGAUAAGCAGAAUCAGUUGCAUUUACGGACCGAGAUGACGGAGCAAGACAAGGAAGUUAUUCGCGCUGCGGGUCGCAACGAGGAUGCACUUCCCGCUCGUAUUCUCAAAGAGAAGAUGCGAAGAGAACAUCUGUAUGCUAAUUUUGUGUAAAUUGAAGGGAAAUACUGAUACGAGUCAUCAGUGGGCCUUCUCUCCUCCACCUGUGAUUUUCAAGUUACCCUUGGACUAUACUUCAUCUUAUCGACGGGGCCUUACUACUCCGAGUCUGGUUGAAUUUUCCGAAUGUUUCGUAUCUUGUAUCUCUCUGAUCGAAGUCUUGUGUAUGAUGCUCUUCUUUAUCACAUCGACGCGGCCUUACUCAGGUUAAAUAUGGAA